Molecule: messenger RNA, 3093 nt
Organism: Pseudozyma flocculosa PF-1
Lineage: Eukaryota; Fungi; Basidiomycota; Ustilaginomycetes; Ustilaginales; Ustilaginaceae
Exons: 5
Coding region: 1-3093 (1030 amino acids)
Source: RefSeq, a predicted model, not a curated record
AUGCCGCUCGUCAAGAGAAAGAUCGUAGAGAUGGCGCCGCCGCCAAAAGCCAAGGGCAGCGACGACCCCGAGGUCUUCUACCUCGAUGCCACUGGCGAAAUCUUUUCCGACUACGACGCGUACGUCAAGCGCCUGACCUUCUACAACCAGCGCUUCUUCCAAUGCGAGCUCACCGGCAGGGUCAACCUCACCUUUUUCGAGGCCGCCGAGAGCGAAAAGCAAGAGUCGAUUACGCUGCACAAAAAGUUCCCCGAGCCGCUCAAGGGGCCCGUCCUUCGCUCCGUCCAGUUCAAGGUGACUGGACGCCUCGACAACCUCGUCGACCUCGUCUUUGACCGCUUCAAGGACCGCUUCUUUGCCAACGAAGCUGUCUUUGUCGAGCUGCAGGGCGACCGCUACUACGCCAGGAUCAAGGAGGUGUUCCCGCCCAAGUCGGUGCUCAAGACACACCAGGAUGCGCACUCCGGCUCCGGGUCGCCGGCAAAGGCGGGACCGAGCAACGGCGUCAAGCAUGAGGACGCGGAAGCGGCUGCUUUGGCGUCCGACUCGGCGCUCGACGGCGAAGAGGCGGGCGCCGCGUCAGCGGCCAACAAGGCGACGAUGUCGACGGCCGACGUCAUCCAUCGCCUUGGAGUCGACCUCACCCUCGGGCCUGCCCAGGCCAACGCGCUCGACGAUCCGACGCAGUACAUCUACCGCAUCCAGCUGGUCGACGACGAGGGCAGCUUUACCGGCAGCCUGAUGGAGGCGUCGGCCGACCGGCUCAGCCGCGACCGGCUGACGUUCUCCAAGACGAUCCUGCGCAAGUACAUCCGCGACUGCGUCGUCCGCGAUGCCAGCGUCGGCGCACCCUGGACCGUCAAGACGUGGCUGGCGGAAAAGUACGACAUCCCCACGCGGCCGUCCGACGAGCUGGUGCAGCAGAACGAGUCGAUCCGCGACGCCAAGCUGCUUAAGCGCAAGAAGCUGCUGGCCGAGGCCGAAGAGUCGAGCGCCAAAAAGAAGGCCAAGACGUCGGCCGCGUCGAAAAAGGCCGAGGCGACCGAGGCCAAGAAGAGCGCCGCGGCCGAAAAGAAGCGGCUCGCCGACGAGGAAAAGGCCAAGGAAGAGGAGCGCCUCAAGGCCGAGCGGGAGCGCAAAAAGCAGGUCAAGUACCCUAUCGAGGACCUCGACCUCGACCCCAUCACGCCGCGGGAGCUCAAGUUCCAGGUCGAGGGCGAGCUGCCACGGCGCCGGCAGCGUCCGAUACCCAGCCGCGGGCCUGCCGCCCUGCCCGUGCCCGUCGCCGUGUUCGAGGAGUUUAUGGUGUCGUACUACUUUCUCGUGGCGCUCGGCAAGCCGCUCUCGCUCUCGGUCUUUACGCUCGACGACUACGAGCAUGCGCUGCGGCACUCCACCCACGAGCCGCCGUGCGCCCUCAUCGCCGAGAUCCACGCGGUGCUGAUCAACACCAUCGUCCGCGACGGCAGCCACUCCAAGGACAUGGCGCCCGCCGCCAUCGCCAGCCGGGCCGGCGCCCGAGAGGCCAACGGGUCGGUCGCGCCCAGCGAGAACGGCGAUAGCGUCGCUGGUCCUUCGCGCGCCGGAUCCGCCUUUGACGAGAUCGAUGGCGACGCUGACGGCGAGGGGGACCGCGCGGCCAACGGCAACGGCACGGCGCGGGACUCGACCGUCGCCGAGAUCCUACGAGCCGCCAGGGAGCUCGGCAGAGGGUCGGAAAAGAGGCUGCUCCGCGUCGAGGACGGGCGUGCCGGCUGGGAGGCGCAGCUGGCGGCGCUCCUGGCGCGGAGGUCGAGCCCCGAGACGUGCCCACGCCUGGUCGGAAUCCUCUCGCACCUCACCGGCAUCCAGCAUCCGGAGGGCCACAUCGACGGUCAGUGGAUCGCCGACACAUACACGAGCGUCGUGGAGCGGUACCCGGUGCUGCCGCUCGAGGACAAGAUCCGCAUCAUCAACCUGCUCUGCGAGCUCACCGUCAUGACCAAGCCGGUCAAGGCUUACUUUGAGGAGUGCGAGGCGCAGGUGACGGAGCUGCGCAAGGAGAAGAUCGAACUGGGCAGGGAGAGGAAGAAGCUCGCCGAGGAGAGGGAGGCCUUUGAAGGCGGCCAGAAGAAGGACGACGCCAAGAAGGAAGAGGACCACGCCGGCGAGGCCGAGGACGGCUCGACGGCCAUGCCGGUCGACGAAGAGGGCGACGAAGGCGACGACGACGACGACGGCGACUCGGAAAAGGACGAGCUAGAGUCGUCGGACGGCGACGAUGACGACGGCGGCGGCGGCGGCGGCAGGAGGGGGAGUCGCCUCUCGACGGCCGACGCCUCGGACUCGGGCUCGGACCGCUUCCGGCGGCCGUACGGCUCGUCGUCUCGGCAGGAGAAGCUGCGGGAAAGGGCGAUGCUGCGCGAGGCCGAGGAGGCUGCGCGGGCGGCGUCGCUGGCCAAGGAGCGCGAGGCGCACCGGGCCAAGCUGGCCGAGAACAAGCAGAUCAAUGCGGCGCGCAAGCGGCUCGACGACGAGGAGGCCAAGCUGUGGAAGCGCGAGGAGGCCAUCGAGCGCGAGUUCCGCAAGGUGCUGCUGGCGCCGCGCAUGAUCCCGCUCGGCCGCGACCGCUUCUACGCCCGCUACUGGUGGUUUGACGGCGUCGGCAGCACCUCGCUCGUCGGCGGCGGCGGCAGCGUCCUGUACCAGACGGGCAGGAUCUUUGUCCAGGGCCCGAGCCGCGAAGAAUGGGGGCUGGCGCUGGGCGAGCGCAAAAAGGAGCACCUCGACGCGAGAAAGGCCGAAGAGAUUGGCCCCGAGGGCGACCUGGCCGUCGACGAGUGGGGCGUCUACACCGAGACCGAGCAGAUCGACGAGCUGCUGUCCUGGCUGCGCGUAAAGGGCCACCGGGAGAACCACCUCAAGUCGCAGCUGCUCAAGUUCCGCUUCUACAUCCAGGGCGGGCUGCGCAAGCGCAACGCCGACCUCCAGGGCGGGUGGAGGGACCAGCUCGAGACGCGGCGCAGCAGCCGCUCCAAGAGCGAAAACGCCGGCAGCAGGCGGGCGAGCUACAUGGCCUGGCGGAACGCCGCCGCCGAGCGCGACAGGAAGUAG